This is a messenger RNA of Aricia agestis (brown argus), 728 nucleotides long. RefSeq lists its product as uncharacterized. The coding region runs from base 104 to 637 and encodes 177 amino acids. The transcript has 5 exons. NCBI's taxonomy places the organism in Eukaryota, Metazoa, Arthropoda, Insecta, Lepidoptera, Lycaenidae. Gene Ontology annotation, molecular function: odorant binding. The record is from RefSeq and is a predicted model, not a curated record.
AUGAGUUUUUGUUCGGUGAUAGCGGAGGUUUUUAUAAGCGCUGGGGCUAAUUUUAUGCAGUACAUUCAGCCCGUCGCAUCGCACUCGUCCUUGCGGAAUAAAUAUGUUUGCGGUAAUCUUCUUAUGUCUCCUAAGUUUGUCGUACGCGAUUCCUGCUACGUUAGAGGGAACUGUGGUCGAUUUUACGGACCCCAAGAUCAAAGGCCAUUUGGCAGCCUUAGCGCAUAUGGGCGCGUCGUGCAUGAUCAAGGCCCAGCCGCCUCGGGCAGACGUGGAGGCCUACCUCACCAACACUCCCGCACAGACCUACAGAGGCCAGUGCUUCGCCACCUGCAUGCUGGAGUCCAGUGACGUUAUUGAUAGAGGACAGGUAAACCGAGAAAUUCUCAUCAAACUGGCUAGCGUCAUCAACGGGCGAAACUCUUAUGUGGUUCGAAAGCUGAAGGAGGUGUCCCGAAGGUGUAGCAUGAUAGUUACAUCGGAUGACUUCAAAGAUCGUUGCGUGUUCGGUGCGAUGUACAACAACUGCCUGAAUAAGAACAUGAAGGAGUUCCGUUUCCCCGAAGAAAUAGCCGCAGAGGUACUCAAAGUGUUGCCGUUCCAUCUCGUGACCACUAAAAGGACGCCUUACAAAUAAAAGAGGGACGCUCUGCUGAAAACCAAAACGGAAACUGUUAAAUGCCGUUUAUAUUUUUAUACGAUACUUCAUUAAAAUUAUGUAUUUGUUA